CAGUACGGUCCUACCUUUUCUUUCAAUAUCCGGGAAUAAUAUGGCGAUCCGAAACUCUGAAGAUAGACAGAGAAUUUAACACUGCUGAAAAAUUGAUUAAUUUGCUAGCAAUUUUUAACGGACGCGCAAACUGAAAGUAAAUCAAGAAGAAAAACCCCAAUAAAAAUAACCUCCAGCGAGAGAGUAAAAUGAAUAAUGAUGCGAAAACCCAUGAUUGCGAUGACUUGAAUGUGCGCUCUACGGCGUAUUUUAACCAACAAACCACAACCAACCAACCGAAAGCAACAAGCAAAAAUAACGCAGGCUCAGGCUCCAAUAAUAAUAACAAUAACACCAAUCAAAAGCCUAACCGACAGUUGAAUCAUAAUUUACCCCGUAUUGCUGCCGCCAGACAUUCGAUAGCCGCCGCUCUACUGGCUAACAAUAGUUUGAAAAGCAGUGGUCGCAAGAUCCUGUCGGCCAAGAAUGAGCCACUGACGACAACGACGACGACAACACCGACUGCGGAGUCAUCAGGCGCAAUAAUCACCUCACCAUUACCCAGCAAUAACCGAUUGAAAGUUAACAACAAUAACACUGCCAAGAUGUCUGGAACCAGUAGCAGUCAGAAUUCGGCCACGCCCACACCGCCCACGGCCACUGGAAGUGUCAGCGGUAGCGGUUCCACGGUCAUAGCCAAUCCCGCUUCUGUGACCAACACUGGAGGAGCAGGAAGUGCAGCCAAAUUCCGAUCCGCCGUGGCAUCAGCGCCCAGCCAAGCACUGCCUGCUACAAACGCUCCCACAACUGCAACUACAACAGCUCCUGGCCCCAGUAGUAGCUCAUCCAGCUCCUCAUCCUCGAAGAAGACUCGAGCAGCAGUGGCCGCCCUGAAGCGACAGGUGGCCUUGCAACAGCAGCAGCCCAUCUCCGGUAAUACCCCCAACUUGACCAGCAAGGAUUCGGCGCAUUUGAAAUUCGCCGCAACCACUCUGCUGAUGGGCGCUGCCGCAGCUGCCGCCGAUAGCAACGCUGGCGCUGCUACCGGUGGAUCAGGAGGAGCAUCUGGAUCGGGUGGAGCAGGGGGAGGGCCUAGAAUGGCUCUCAAUCCUGCUGUGGAUGUGGCCAAUGCCGCCGUCUUGCUCAAGCAAAAGCUUAAGGACGCGGCUGCAGCUGCCUCGGCUUCUGCUUUCAAUCGAUCCGCCACCUCGUCCAUGUCAUCAACCGCCUCCUCAUUGUCCUCGUCGGCGGGCAUCGCGAGUGCCAUCUCCGAGUUCUAUCCCCAGCCCGUCACCACAGACCUGUCUGAAUCGGAGGAGGAGUCUGUAUCAGAGAUCCUAUUGGCAUUCUUGUGUUUAAGGCCAGAUCUCCUGGACGAUAUUCCCGAAUCGGAUCCGGAUAGUUGCCCGCACGAGGGCGAAGUGCGCGAGGAUGAGGACGAAACCGAGGAAGAGUCGGAGGAUUCUGAAGAGUCCGAAGGUGACGACGAAGAGGACGAAGAGGAGAUUGAUGUGCUGCAGGACAACGAUGCGGACGACGAGGAGAUCGACGAUGAGGACGAGGAAGAGGACGCGCCUGAAGUGAGUUCCUUCCUGCUGGACGCGAACAAUAAGCGUUCCAGUAAUCUCACCGCCCUACUCGAGGCCGCGGCCAACGAGAAGGCUCCUGUCCUACGCCACGCUACCCACGCCAUCGACGAGACCAAGCAGGCAUUGACCAAGAUGCGCUGUGCCAACAGUCCCCGCGAUAAGAACAGUGGAUUUUCCAGAUCCCUUGUGGCCGCCUGCACGGAUAAUGAUGUCAAUACGGUGAAGCGGCUGCUUUGCAAGGGCAACGUCAACCUGAACGACGCAGCAGCUUCCACGGAUGAUGGCGAAUCCCUCCUUUCGAUGGCUUGCUCUGCGGGCUACUACGAACUGGCUCAGGUUUUGCUGGCCAUGUCUGCAGCUCAAGUGGAGGACAAAGGGCAAAAGGACUCGACGCCGUUGAUGGAAGCGGCUUCCGCUGGUCACCUGGACAUCGUCAAACUGCUGCUUAGCCACAACGCCGACGUGAACGCCCACUGCGCCACCGGCAGCACUCCGCUCAUGUUUGCCUGUGCCGGUGGUCAGGUGGACGUGGUAAAGGUGCUUCUUAAGCACGGCGCCAAUGUUGAGGAACAGAAUGAAAAUGGACACACACCCUUAAUGGAGGCAGCCUCAGCCGGCCAUGUGGAAGUAGCUAAAGUGCUGCUAGAGCAUGGAGCCGGCAUCAACACCCACUCAAACGAGUUUAAGGAGAGCGCCCUCACACUUGCCUGCUACAAGGGACACCUGGACAUGGUGCGAUUCCUGCUGCAGGCAGGUGCUGAUCAGGAGCAUAAAACCGACGAAAUGCACACGGCCCUGAUGGAAGCUUCAAUGGACGGCCAUGUGGAGGUUGCGCGUCUGCUACUGGACUCUGGUGCUCAGGUGAACAUGCCUACGGACUCUUUUGAAUCCCCUCUAACUUUGGCUGCCUGUGGCGGCCACGUGGAGUUGGCCACCUUGCUAAUCGAGCGAGGCGCUAAUAUCGAAGAGGUGAACGACGAGGGCUAUACCCCGCUCAUGGAAGCAGCUCGCGAGGGCCACGAGGAGAUGGUAGCCCUGCUUCUUAGUAAGGGUGCAAAUAUUAAUGCCACAACGGAGGAGACGCAGGAGACAGCCCUAACAUUGGCCUGCUGCGGCGGGUUCAGUGAAGUGGCCGCCUUUCUGAUCAAGGAGGGCGCUAACCUGGAGUUGGGCGCUUCCACGCCCCUCAUGGAAGCCUCACAGGAGGGACAUACUGAUCUGGUCCGCUUCCUGCUGAAGAACAAGGCUAAUGUUCAUGCGGAGACGCAGACGGGUGAUACCGCUUUGACACAUGCCUGCGAGAAUGGACAUACAGAUGCGGCAGGUGUCCUUUUAUCCUACGGAGCUGAACUUGAACACGAAUCCGAGGGUGGAAGAACGCCGCUGAUGAAGGCCUGCCGCGCCGGACACCUGUGCACUGUCAAGUUCCUCAUUCAAAAGGGCGCCAAUGUUAAUAAACAGACCACCAGUAAUGAUCACACUGCCUUGUCCUUAGCUUGUGCAGGCGGCCAUCAGUCUGUGGUGGAGCUGCUUUUGAAGAACAAUGCCGACCCGUUCCACAAGCUUAAGGACAACAGCACCAUGCUGAUCGAGGCUUCUAAGGGUGGACACACUCGAGUGGUAGAGCUGCUCUUCCGGUACCCGAACAUUUCGCCCACGGAAAUUGCAGCAGCUGCAAAUGCUAACCAAACAGCCCAAGCAACCACAGCACCUCAAGCUGGCCCAAAUCAGAUGCGCCAAAAGAUUAUGAAACAACAUCUUCAGCAUCAAUUGCAGCAGCUUAAUGCUCCCCCUGGAUUGCACGAGUUGUCAGAGGCUGCAAGAGCAUCGAACCAACAACAUUUCCACCAGCAACAGUUCAGCAGUGCCGGUAACGGAUCUUCCAACAUCGUUGCCAUGGGAACUGGUGACUUCCUAGAUGCCGGAGAGCUGCAAUUAACGGCGACGGCGGGAAUGGGCGCUGGAGCUGGAGCCAGCACAACGGGCAGUGAGGCUGGUAUGGAAGAGUAUGGGGAAGUCGGAGGAAUAGACCUCACCACUCUAGGCGCUCAGCAGCAAGAAGGACUCAUUGCCAAGUCGCGACUAUUCCACCUUCAGCCUGGCUUUGAGCAGCAGCAGCAGCAACAACAACAGCAACAACAACAGCAACAACAACAGCAACAGCAUCAACAACAACAACAACAACAACAGCAACCUUCUGCAACAGGCCAGCACCAGUUAGUGCCGUGCAAACACUUCGACCUGGAUAUGGAGCACAUUAAUUCCCUGCAGCCUCCGCAAAAGGCUCCACCAGCUCCACCUGUACUCUUCCACACUGUUUGCCAACAGCCUGUUAUGCAACAACAGCAGCAACUGCAGACUGGUCAGGGAAAGCUAAAGGACAUGAACCCGAACCGACAUCGCGGGAUAAAAGCUGGCGAGGUGGUGGAGUUUAUUGACUGCCCAUUGGAUCAGCAACAUCAAGGCGAGCAGGUGCGUUCACAGCCCUUGGGUGAGGAUGGGAAGACUCCGCAGUUUGCUUGUGCUGGAGAGGAUCCAAGGCUGCAACGACGACGCGGGUUUAUGCCGGAGGUGAAGAAAGGUGAAUUGCCGCCGGAGGGUAGCAGCAAUGAGCCUAACGAGCUAGCCCUCAAAGGAGCCGAUAACAAUCAGCCCGUUACGACAGCAUUGGACAAUAGUGCCUGCGCCCAGAUCCCAGCGCGAAACUCCGGUGGAGCCAUUACCCAUUCCUCGGAAGUUCUACAGAGCACAGCCAUCAGCGACAGACCAAAGGUUAAAGCUACUAACAAGAGUAACCGCAAGCAGGCAGCGGCAGCGGCUGCAGCAGCGGCUCAGCAUGCCCAACAGGUGUUGCCUAAUCUGCAGCAGAACCCUAUGGUAUCCAUCUAUAAUAACCUUCAUUUGCAGCAGUCGCAUCUACAACUUCAACAGCAUCUGCAACUUCAUCACCAGCGAGUUGCACUAGAUAAUGCAGCGGCUGCAGCGGCAGCAGCGGCUUCAUCUGCAAACAUCGCCUACUCUAAUUCCCCAGCUUCUCCUCUCGCCUCACCAACUGGCACCGGCAACUAUGUUGAUCAGCAGCAGCAGUCUUUGGAUGUAGCCCUUCAGCGGAAAACAGCCAUGGAGGAUUUUCGUGGCAUGCUAGAGACGGCGGUGAAUGGUUCGAGAGGCAGAAAGGACCUUGCCCUUAAUACGCCCCAGUUGAACUUCUUCAAGGACGGUUGGCAUAUGGUGGGAGUGCACAAUUUCUUUGGCGAUCAGCCAAAGUCGCCCACUGAGACUCCGCCGGAGAUGGAGGAGACCACAAUGUCCUCGCCAACUGAAGCGGAUCGUCUGGGAUCUGAGCCCCGGGGCGAGAUGAAGAAUCUGGCUACCCUUUGCUCGGCCGCAGCAGCUGCCGCUGCUGUCGCUGCCGCUAACAAAGAUCAGGAGGAAAUAAGUUCGGAGCUUGAGAGUGAAUGCGAGGACGACGUAGACGUCGAAGGUGGUGCUGGUGCAGAUGGAGAGGAAAACACACUGCCGCCGGAGCCCAUUGAAUUAGCUGCUGCUUUGCGCGAAGAUGGCAUCAUUGUUGAGGAAGAGGAGGAUGACGAGGAAGAUGACGAUGAUGACGAAGAGCAAGACACAAAUAGCGGGGAAAUCCAAAAACUUAACUCUGACGACGAAGAUGCUGAGGUGGACAACGAUGGUGAGGUAGACUACAUUGACGAGGACGAAGGUGGUGGCGAUGGCGAGGACGAAGAGGACGACGGAGACGAUGAUGAGUUCUUUUUGGAUGAACCUGACAGUGAUCAAGGGCCCGGAAACAAUAAUAACAACUCAAAGAGCGGUGCCAGUUCGUUGCCUCUUAAGCAGCGGAAAAUGAACACUCGCCUGGAGAACCUAAUCCUCACCUCGCAGACGUUGUGCGACUUCCCGCCUGAAAUCACCAACUCGGAGCUGGUUCAUGUCCUGCCACAAAUAAGCAAUCUCAAGGCGGCGGCCAGUAGUAACGCGGCGCUAAACAGCGUUCUCCAGCAACAGCUGGCAGCUGCUACCGCGGCAGCUGCGCACGCCAAAGCUGCUGCAGUCCAUCAGAAGCAGCAGCUCCAGUACCAAGAGGGAGAUCAGCAAUGCGAAGACGAUGGCGGGGCUAGCGCAAGUGAGUUAUAUUCCGGCCUGGAGCACUUUGCCAAUGAUGGCGAAAUGGAGGAUAUAUUCCAGGAGUUAGCUAGUAGCUUGAACUACCCGGAGUUAGCUGAGUUUAGCCUGAAUCAGAUGUGCAAGGGUAGGUUUGCUGGAAAUUGGGCGCAGUCGUCUGCCAAGUGGACCGGUCAAGAGCAGUUGGUGGGCGUGGUAAGAUCGCCGGGUCUCAUUAACCCUGGCGAUGUUCCACAGGAUGCUCAACGACAAGCAAAUCUCGUCCUCCUGGACUAUCCCAUGCAGCAAAACAUUCAACUCGAGCAGCGCUUGCUCGAUGCUGAGGAAAUGCACCUGCAGCAACACCAGCAAACUCCGCUUUCAUUACUACCCUUUACGGAUGACCAACAGCAGCAGCUUCACCAUCAAGCUUUGCCAAAUGCCGCUGACUUUCAUCAGCACCAACAGCUCGCUUUGGAAAACGAUCCGGAGCUAAAGCAGCAGCUACAGCAGUACUCCAAUGCGCGCAUUAUAAAGGCCGUGGCUGCCCAGCAUCAACAUCAGCAGCAACCUGCCACCAACUUUGUCUACAACGUGGAGAGUAGCGACAAGAAUGCUCCGCCCGUGCAGUUGCUCUUUCAGCUGCCUCCAAACAUGACCCAGCAUCAGGCGCAACAACAGCCUGUUGGAGAGCCCCUUACCGAGCAGCAGCAGCAGCAGUUGCAGGCUGAGCAGGCUCAUCUCUUUCAGCAUCGAACCGGCGGUCAGCGUCCGCCUACCCAAAGUGAACUAGAGCAGGUGGCCCAAGAACUACUGCUCCAAAGGAGUGGCCAGGUGCCAGCAGGAGCUCCCGUCGUCGGUGUCCAGGCACUUCCUCUUAAGCAAAAACACUUCAACCUACAGGAACAGUUGCUUCUGCACCCACCACCGCAUAUGCAGGCGCCCACGUGUGUUCAGCAUCAGGUGGCCACGCAAACGCAUCCAGCUUCUGUGGUAGUGCCGCAGCCCGUUCAGUACACGCAAUACCUGCAGCCUCCCCAGCAACAACAGUUGCAGCAGAAUGAACUCUCAAUUUGGCCGAUGGGGACACCUACUCCAACACCCAGUAGUGGAGUGAGCAGUACCAAGUCGAUGCCCGGUGGCAUUGCGAAAAAGGCCAUUGACAAACAGUCGCGCAAGGAUCGUCGCUGUGUGAUGCGCCAGACACCAGCUGGCAGUCAAGUAAACACCAACCAGCAUCAACAACCCCAGGUCGCAACAGCCCAGCAACAUGUCCAACUUCAGAAUCAGUUGGCUGUUGCAAACACCGCGAGUGUCGACAAGACUAUCGAAAUUGAUUCGGAGACGGAGUCAAACCACGACACCGCACUAACCCUGGCUUGUGCCGGCGGUCACGAGGAACUGGUGGAACUGCUGAUAAACCGGGGAGCGAACAUCGAACACCGCGACAAGAAGGGAUUCACUCCGCUUAUCUUGGCUGCCACUGCGGGCCACGACAAAGUUGUUGACAUUCUGCUCAAGCAUAGUGCAGAGCUAGAAGCACAAUCAGAGCGCACCAAGGAUACGCCCCUGUCGCUGGCGUGUUCUGGCGGCCGCUACGAGGUUGUGGAACUUCUGCUCAGCGUUGGUGCCAAUAAAGAGCACCGUAAUGUAUCUGACUACACGCCAUUGAGCUUGGCUGCAAGUGGGGGCUAUGUGAACAUCAUUAAGCUGCUCCUCAGUCACGGAGCGGAGAUUAACUCGCGCACCGGCAGCAAGCUAGGCAUCUCCCCACUAAUGUUAGCCGCCAUGAACGGUCACACACCGGCGGUUAAGUUGCUUUUGGAUCAAGGAUCCGAUAUAAAUGCCCAGAUUGAGACGAAUCGCAACACGGCCUUGACUUUGGCCUGCUUCCAGGGACGUUAUGAGGUCGUAAGUCUCUUGCUUGAUCGACGAGCAAAUGUAGAGCAUCGGGCUAAAACAGGACUGACGCCCCUAAUGGAGGCUGCCUCUGGUGGUUACAUGGAGGUGGGUCGCGUUCUGCUGGACAAGGGAGCCGACGUGAACGCUGCUCCAGUACCUACCUCUAGGGAUACAGCCCUCACCAUUGCCGCCGACAAGGGACAUCAAAAGUUCGUUGAACUUCUCCUUUCCCGUAAUGCCAGUGUAGAGGUAAAGAAUAAGAAGGGUAACUCCCCACUCUGGUUGGCUGCCCAUGGUGGUCACCUCAGUGUGGUGGAACUUCUUUACGACCACAAUGCUGACAUUGACUCACAGGAUAAUAGACGAGUUUCUUGUCUGAUGGCUGCCUUCCGCAAGGGUCACACCAAGAUUGUAAAGUGGAUGGUGCAGUAUGUGUCGCAGUUCCCCUCCGACCAAGAGAUGAUCCGCUUCAUUGGCACCAUCAGUGACAAGGAGCUGAUCGACAAGUGCUAUGACUGCAUGAAGAUCCUGCGCAGUGCUAAAGAGGCCCAGGCCGUCAAGGCCAACAAGAAUGCCUCGAUCCUGCUGGAAGAGCUCGAUCUGGAGCGGACACGCGAGGAGAGUCGCAAGGCUGCCGCCGCCCGUCGUCGUGAGCGUAAGAAGAAGAAGAAAAUGGAAAAGAAAGAGGAGAAGCGCCGCCAGCAGCAAGGAAACGGGGCUGGCGGUGACGAUAUGCAAGGCGAUGACGAUGAUGCCAGUGACAAGGAUGAUGAUUCUGACAAGGACGAUGAAGACGAAGAGGCAGCGCCGGCCGCCGCCCGUGAGGAGGGCGACUCUGGCAUCGAUCAGGGCUCGUGCUCAAGCGGAGACACCAAAGGUGUGCGCGUGGGUAGUGGCCAAUCCGCCCAACCUACAGAAACGUCAGCAAAUUCCGGUUCAAACCCCAAUCAGGGAAAGAAAAGCAAGAAGCAGCCGAAGAAUAAGUCGGUUACGGUAGAACCAGUAACAACACCUACCCCUCCUGUCAUCACAUCUACUUCAAGCACCGUCCUCAAAGGUAUUACUGUAAAGAAGCAACCGGCAGUCGAAGUAGUUAAGCAACCUGCCGCACAGCAGUCAGCUCCUUUGAAGCGACAGCUGGAGGUGAAGAAGGAGGAGCCCUCUGUUAAGAAGAAGGAGGAGAAGAAUAGCUCGACCAGUAGUAGCAACAAGCGUGAAAAAGAGAACCUUGCACCCAAGGAGGUUUCACUGCCAGCCAAGCAGCAAGCCAGUAACUUCAACAAACUGCAGAGCAGCGAGUCGGCGAGCAAUAUUAAUAGCAGCACCACUACCAACACCAGCACCGCGAGCAUCACCACCCGCAAAGAAGUCGCGAAACCAGUGUCACAAACUGCUAGCAGCGCUAGUUUGAAUUCUACCAAACGCAGCGAAGUAGAUGGGUGGAAAGAAGUGGUUCGCAAAAGCAGCACCCAGCAGACCACAGCGGUGGGAGCGAGUGGAGCUCCAGCGCCUGUUGCAGCCACCAGUUCAGCAACCAGCGUGCAGCACCAUUCACAUCACCAUCUGGCCAAUAGCUCCAGUAACAGCUCAAGUUCCCUGGCCACGGGUACAACUUCAUCGGCAUCUUCGGUUCCUGAAAUGACCUGCAAGAAAGUGCAGGUGCCGGUUAAUGCCAUCUCAAGGGUGAUAGGACGUGGAGGAAGCAACAUUAACGCCAUUCGCGCCACAACUGGGGCCCACAUCGAGGUGGAGAAGCAGGGCAAGAAUCAAUCGGAGCGCUGUAUCACAAUUAAGGGCUUGACUGAUGCCACCAAACAGGCGCAUAUGCUUAUUUUGGCAUUGAUCAAGGAUCCCGAUGUUGAUAUUUUGCAAAUGCUUCCCAGGAUCAAUAGCAGCAUUAAGCAAUCCUCUGGUAGUGGGGCAAAUGCUCCGAUGGCCGUCGGUACUUGGGAUAAUCGCACCGCUGCCGGCGUAAAUGUUUACACCUUUUCUUCGGCCGCAUCAACCACCUCCACAUCAUCCAGUUCGUCUGCCAGUUCUACUACAGCGGCAGGAGCUGCCUACAGCAAUGCGCACAAGCAGCAGCAGCAGCUGCAGCCAGUGAAGGCUCCAAGUGGACGGUCUUCGACAUCUGCAAAGUCCAACGGCAGUAGCUCGAAGGUGUCAACCUCUGGUGGGUCUAGUUCCCGCAAUGGCAGAAACAGUAGUGGUGGGUAUCUCAGUCAGCAACAACCUGGUCGUAGCUCUGGAGGUGGCUCCGCAAAUGGUGUCGCCAAGAACAAGACAGAGAGCUCAUCCAAAUCCCUGCCAGCAGCUCAGAAGACCAAUAGCAUCCCUCCGGGUAAAUCUUCGACGGUGGCUCCUGCAGCUCAGAACUUUGCAAAGGCAGCGGCCAUUUCACAAUCCUCACCUAAAAAGGUUGAGGGCGGUGUCGCCUCUGGAGUGAUCACCUCCGCUGGCGGACGCAGCAGUGGCGUGGUGGCUCCAUUUGGACGUGGCAAACCCGUUGCUGGUCAAGCAACUUCUGCAACUACAUCGGCCACGAAUGUUGCCCAGCUGGGAAGUGGCAGCAGUAACAGCAACAGCAAUAGCAACACUAACAUAUUGGCUGGACCAAUUGGCACCUUUAACGUGGCGGAUGUGGCCGCCGUAAAUGCAGCCGCAGCAGCAGGAGCAUCAACAACAGCCAAGGUGAAACCAAUUGCACCCAUUGCUCCGCCUAGUAAGCGAGUGGGAUCUCCUACCCAAGUCCAGGCACCACAGCCAGCACCAGUCCCUGGCCCUCAACCACAACAACAGCAACCCCAGCAGCAACAAGCUCCUCAGCAACUCCACCAACAACAAGCGCCUCAGCAACCCCCACAACAACAACAACAGCAACAUCCACCCCAGCAACAGCAACAGAAUCUGGUGAUAAAUACAAACCUGCUAAACGAUCUGAUAACCGCAAGUACUGCAAACACCGCCAGCGAUAUCUUUAGCGCCCAACUAGCCGCCAAGUUGUCCAGCGCCUAUUCCUUAUUUAGUGACUACCAGCAAUCGCAAUGGGGCAAACUCGGGGAUUCGGGCAUUGGAGGAGGGGCAGGAGCUGUGGGCGAUGGUCUGCCGCAGGCGGAUGCCUCAAAGGCACCAGGAUACAAUCGCAACAUCCUUAGUUCGCCCGUGGGUAGUUCCAAGGCAUCGUCGAAUCACUCCACCUCACCGCCAGUAGGUAAUGUAAUCCAGCACCAGCAACAGCAGCAACCACCCCAAUCUAGCCAGCAGGCUCUGAACAUAAUUACCAGUGGAGGAGCUGCAGCAGCGCCAGCCAGAUCACCAAUGGUCUCAGCCAACGAGGGAAACCCCACAGCGGGUCAGCCCUCCAUCAAUGGAACCCAGGGACUAGGCGAUUCUGCUCCUGCUCAUUCACCGGGCGUUAUUAAACCGCCCACUGUCGCAGUACCCAUUCAGCGUCAUGUUCCCAUGCCGAUCUCUGCACCGGAGCCCGGAGCCCCGCCCACAUUUGGUGCGAUUGGUUCGAAUCCAGGAAGCGGUAACAAUUCAGCGGCUGCCCAAGCAGCCGCUGCUGCUGCAGCAUCGGCAAUGAUUGAUCGCCAACAGCAGAAUUUGCAGACUUUACAAAAUUUGCAACGAAUGGUGGGUGCCCCGCAGCAACAGCUCAAUUACCCCAUGGAUCCUUCCGCUUCGCCUUAUAUUGUUGAUGGCAAUAACUUGUUACGCCUUAAUCCUCGCGCCUCGCUCUUUGCCCAAGGUAACAAACAGCCACCACAGCCUCCGCCGCAGGGUGGAGCGCAGUCCAAUAUGUUUGGAGGUAAUCAAGGAAGACAACCGCCGGGAGCGGGUGCCAGGCAGCCAGGAGGAGCAGCAGCACAACGUUGGUAUGGCGGUUCUCUGGAGUACCCGUCUUACACGGGAAGGGAUGUGCUGCACCUAGAGAACGGAGCCGGCGGAAUGGCAGGUCUUGGUUCGCCGUCUGCAAUGUCGCCUAACCACGACGAUAUUCGCAAAAUGCCGCGCCCCAUUGGUACAGAGCGUGCCGCAUCCUGGAAGUUCAACAACUUUAAUGUGGGGGCCUCAGUGCUCAGUAUGGACGAUGCACUGGCCAAUGUUCUGCCACCAUGGGCGCACGAACCGAAGGCGCAGCCUCCAGGUUUGCAGCAGCCACCACCACCACCGCAGUCACAGCAACAACAACCGCUCAAUUGGCUGAAGCAGCAGCCGCAACAACAGCAGUACAGGCCCUACAACAACGGACCCUAUCCGCAGCAGCAGCAGCAUGAGCCAAUGAAUAUGCCUAUGGACUACCACAACAUGCAGGCGCCGCCAAACAUGAACCAACAACAACAGCAGCAGCACGUUAACUUGAUGCCUUCUUACGGCUACCAGCAUUUUGUGGGCGCUCCUGGAUCGGUUGACAUCUCCGCACACAUGCCAGACAAGAUGGAGGUGUGGGAUCACCAUGACAAGCACAUGCCUUGGGCCAACUACACCACCAAUUGGUCCAACUGAUGUCUCAGCGACACUCGGAAGGAGGAUCUCUUCGAUACCUGUCGUUCAAGCAACUGAAUGGACCAGCUAUGGCUGAGCACUCUUCCAAAACUACCAGGACCCAGCAGCAACACGUCGACAUCGGUAGCUGUAGCAGUAACAACAUCAGCAUCUCACUGAUUUGAAAAUGCAAAAGCGAAAUAAUAUUUAUUGAAUUUCUACGUUUUCUAUUCGGAUUCUCGGCUUCUUCUCCCCCACUACUUAAUCUUCUAAAUACCUGCCAAUUUUCGUGGAAACCAACAACAACAAACAACUAAACUAACAUCAUGAAGGACUCAUGUGAAAAUUGCAACAUGGCUUUGUUCUAUGGUUAAUCGAUUUAAAUACUUUUGAAUUUGGGUGUUAAUUAUAUUUCGCAGCAUAACUUGAAAUUUAACCAGAAAAAAAUCUAAAAAGAAAAGCAAAAGAAAUGCAAAAUGAUAACAGCGAAUAGCUAAGAAAGAAACAAAAAAGUUCGAAACUGGCGCCCAGGCAACUGGGAGCAAUAUAUAUUAUUUAUUUUUAAAUGUAUUAAUAUUUUUUGAAGAAGCAUGAAGUUAGUGGUAGCUUUUUUGUGUGAUGAGCGCUAGGGCAAAACGAAACGAAAAAGUAACUUUCAUUCACACACAUAAAUACAUACACAUGCACUUACCCCUCCCCCGCCCGCACACACACAUACAAAAAAACAAAUACACCUACUACACACAGAUACAUUUAUUUUAAGAUAGAAGUCAGUCUUAUGAAUGAAACAUUAAAAUGAAAUGUUUAGCGACAGCUAAAGUACACACACAAACUUUUAUUACAACACUUAUACAUAAAUACAUAUAUAUAUAUAUAUUUAAUAACAUUAAUAAAGGCAACAAAUGAAUGUCAAAACUGUAAA
This is a messenger RNA of Drosophila eugracilis, 12999 nucleotides long. It is a transcript of the gene mask, whose product is annotated as ankyrin repeat and KH domain-containing protein mask. Lineage: Eukaryota; Metazoa; Arthropoda; Insecta; Diptera; Drosophilidae. Gene Ontology annotation, biological process: innate immune response. The record is from RefSeq and is a predicted model, not a curated record. Gene Ontology annotation, molecular function: RNA binding; protein binding. Gene Ontology annotation, cellular component: cytoplasm.